Tripterygium wilfordii is the source of this 3190-nucleotide messenger RNA. Its product is annotated as phosphatidylinositol 4-phosphate 5-kinase 1-like. The transcript has 8 exons. Gene Ontology annotation, molecular function: 1-phosphatidylinositol-4-phosphate 5-kinase activity; ATP binding. The record is from RefSeq and is a predicted model, not a curated record. The coding region runs from base 312 to 2648 and encodes 778 amino acids. Gene Ontology annotation, biological process: phosphatidylinositol metabolic process. NCBI's taxonomy places the organism in Eukaryota, Viridiplantae, Streptophyta, Magnoliopsida, Celastrales, Celastraceae.
UCAUCACACCCCCCAUUCUCUUCUUCCCUUUCCUUUUUCCUUUUUUUUCCCAUUUCCCAUUUUUGUUUUUUUCAAUCGGCCAGCUUCUCUCUCUUUCUCUCCCUGUGUGUUGUGAGAAAUUUCUAGAGAGAGAAAAAACCUAUUGCCGGAAAUGCUCUUCUCUCCGACGCCGUUUCAACUUCAUUUGCACGCUAUCUGAGGCUGAGUAAUACCUACAAUCCAAUCCACAAGCAGUUAACUUAUCCCUAGAAAUGGAAUAAGAGGUGGAACGAAAAACGAGAGAGAGGGAGGAGAGAGUUUAUGAGCGAAAAAUGCCUGAAGCAGUUCUUCUUGUGGAGCCUAGCGACGUCGUUUCAAGCACCAAGAAGAAGAGAUCGGAGGAAGAUAAGGUGACAGUGGCGGAAAAACAAAUGGUGCCAGCAGUACCCGCACCGCAGCCUAUAGUCGUUAACUGGAGUCGAUCUCAAGCGGCCACUCGUCGUGUUACUCCGACCACUAUCGCUUUACCUGACCCCACCGUAGCGUCCGGGACGGCCGAUUCCGUGGUUGAGAAGCCGCUCCCAAACGGCGAUCUCUACAUUGGAAGCUUCUCCGGGAACGUCCCGCACGGAUCGGGAAAGUAUUUGUGGACGGACGGGUGCAUGUACGAGGGCGACUGGCGGAGGGGGAAGAACUCGGGGAAAGGGAAGUUCUCGUGGCCGUCCGGUGCUACAUACGAGGGCGAGUUUAAGUCGGGCCAUAUGGAGGGAUUUGGAACCUUCAUCGGAUCCGAUGGGGAUACAUACCGUGGGACCUGGUGUUCGGAUCGGAAACACGGAUAUGGACAGAAACGGUACGCCAACGGAGAUUUCUACGAAGGAACCUGGAAGAGAAAUCUCCAAGAAGGACAGGGCCGUUAUGUUUGGAAGAAUGGGAAUGAGUAUGUUGGCGAAUGGAAGAACGGCGUGAUUUCAGGCCGCGGCGUCUUGAUUUGGUCUAAUGGGAAUCGCUAUGAUGGGCAAUGGGAGAACGGAAUUCCCAAGGGGGAUGGAGUCUUCACUUGGCCCGAUAGCAGCCGCUACGUUGGGACCUGGAACAAGGACGUGAAGGUGCAGCAUCUGACCGGGACAUUCUAUCCAGGGAACGGAAAGGAGCAUUCCUUGAAAGAGUACGAGAACAGUCUGGUGAGUAAUUUGAUGGUGGCCACAAGGAAGAGGUCGUCAGUGGAUGGGGCGAGGGGUAGCUUCACGGAGAGGAAUUUUCCAAGGAUUUGCGUUUGGGAGUCCGAUGGGGAAGCUGGGGACAUUACCUGUGAUAUUAUCGAUAAUGUAGAGGCUUCGAUGAUUUACAGGGAGGGUUUGGGCUGGGAUCGCGACGAGAUUGGGCAGUUUAGGAGGAAUCCGUGUUGCUUUAGUGGUGAGGUGAAGAAGCCUGGACAGACGAUAUCGAAGGGACAUAAGAAUUACGAAUUGAUGCUUAAACUACAGUUGGGUAUCAGGUAUUCUGUUGGGAAACAUGCUUCCAUCAUCCGGGACCUGAAGCCGAGUGAUUUUGAUCCGAAGGAGAAGUUCUGGACGAAGUUUCCACCAGAAGGGUCAAAGAUAACUCCACCUCAUCAAUCAGGGGAGUUUCGGUGGAAGGAUUAUUGUCCUGUAGUCUUUAGGCGACUGAGGGAGCUUUUCCAGGUGGAUCCUGCUGAUUACAUGCUGGCCAUAUGUGGAAAUGAAGCCCUUAGGGAACUUUCUUCUCCAGGGAAGAGUGGAAGCUUCUUUUACCUAACUCAGGAUGAUAGAUUCAUGAUAAAAACAGUGAAGAAAUCUGAAGUCAAGGUGCUCAUAAGGAUGCUUUCUAGCUACUACCAACAUGUUUGUCGGUACGAGAACUCCCUCGUGACAAAGUUUCAUGGUGUACAUUGCGUUAAACCCAUUGGUGGCCAGAAGACACGAUUUAUAGUGAUGGGUAAUUUAUUCUGCUCCGAGUACCGAAUACAUAGGAGAUUUGACUUGAAAGGAUCCUCUUAUGGCCGCACAACUGAUAAGCCUGAGGGUGAGAUUGAUGAAACAACAACACUGAAAGACCUGGACCUCAAUUUUGUUUUUCGCCUGCAGCUGAAUUGGUUCCAGGAGCUUAUGAAGCAAAUUGAACGGGAUUGUGAGUUUUUGGAAGCUGAGAAAAUCAUGGAUUACAGUCUUCUAGUUGGUCUGCAUUUUCGUGACGACAACAAUUAUGACAAAAUGGGUUUGUCGCCUUUUCUUUUACGUACCGGGAAGAAAGAUUCUUUUCAAAAUGAGAAGUUCAUGCGUGGCUGCCGCUUCCUUGAAGCAGAACUGCAAGACAUGGAUCGAGUUUUAUCUGGGCGGAAGCCUUUGAUCAGGUUAGGAGCAAACAUGCCGGCCAGAGCUGAGCGGAUGGCUCGUAGAAGUGACUUUGAUCAGUACACCCCUGGUGGAUAUAGUGAUUUAACCCCUUCACGCAGAAGUGAGACUUAUGAAGUAGUCCUUUAUUUCGGGAUUAUUGACAUUUUACAAGACUACGACAUCAGCAAAAAGUUAGAGCAUGCCUACAAAUCCUUGCAAGCAGACCCUGCUUCAAUCUCAGCAGUUGAUCCCAAACUCUAUUCUAAGAGGUUCCGAGACUUCAUCGGGAGAAUUUUCAUAGAAGACAGGUAGCAAUGAGGAGAAUUCAAAUGAGAUUCAACAAAACCUCAGCUGCACCCUUCUAGUGCUACAGCUUGCAGGUUCGCCGAACCAGAAUACUGAAUGGAGCAAAUGAUUUGUGGGUUAAAGAAAUCAAGCAAAGCCACUGCAAUGUGGCUGGAGUCCUCGAUGACCACAAUUUUGGGAUUGUUACUGGCUGAAUUUUGUAGAACAGCCUUGGUGUUGAAGUGGACGGAUUAAUAGAUUAUUGCACAUGGAAAGCGGAGGAAGCAAUGAGGGGAUCACAAUAUCCUUAUUUGUUUCUUUUUUGGAAUGUUUGUUGUUCACUGGGAUAUGUGAACUGAGAAAACUCAAAAGCUAGGUAUAGGGAACUGGGAAAAUGUUUUUCUCAGAGGAGAUUCAGAGUGGUGGGUGGGUGGGUAGGACUUUGGAAUAAGAAGUGUACAGCCUAUAGAAAAAGAUGGGGGGAUAGUUUAUGCAUUUAUGGAGGGUUUGAUGAUUUUUUUUUUGUGAUAUUUUAUCAGAAAAGAAAGAAAAAUAUGUUUGAAUGACAG